Molecule: messenger RNA, 789 nt
Organism: Daktulosphaira vitifoliae (grape phylloxera)
Lineage: Eukaryota; Metazoa; Arthropoda; Insecta; Hemiptera; Phylloxeridae
Gene: mRpL17
Product: 39S ribosomal protein L17, mitochondrial
Exons: 3
Coding region: 103-675 (190 amino acids)
Biological process (GO): translation
Cellular component (GO): ribosome; mitochondrial large ribosomal subunit
Molecular function (GO): structural constituent of ribosome
Source: RefSeq, a predicted model, not a curated record
GAUAAUAUUCUGGGAUAAUAUCUAAUAAAAUAUAUUUUGUUUUAGUCAUCGUCAAUUUUGAAUUAAAAUUAUAUUAUUAAAUUACAUUGAAAACUUUAAAUAAUGAAUCAAGCAGAAUUAGGACAUUUAGUAUCAAAACUACGAGUUCGUAUUAAUCCUCGCCAUAGAAAUCUCAAACAACCAGAAGGCCCGUCUGGUCGGUUAAAGAAAUUACGUAAAGUAGUCAAUGGUUUAUUUAAGUAUGAACGUUUAGAAUUAAAUUAUACGUUAGCUGAUGAGGCCAGAGGAUAUGCUGAACGUUUAAUAUCGGAAGCUAUUAGACAUGGAGAUACUCAUAAACCAACCAUGGAAAUGGCUGAUUUUUGGAUAGAAGAAAAACAGUUGGUUCAUAAACUAUUUAAAGUUCUUGUUCCUCGUUUUGUAGAUUAUAGCACGUCAUAUACACAAUUGUAUAGAGCGCCAAAGGCCUAUCCUGACAAUGUAUACCCACGUUCUGUGUUAGAACUUAAAGGUAACCCAUUUCCUUCAAUUUUGCCUAAACGUUCUGAAGAAAGAAAUUUUAUACACAAUGUACUACUUGAUGAAGCCAAAAAAGCUUAUAGAGCUGAAAAAUAUGAAGAAAUCACCAAAUCUUUAGAAAAAAAUGAAAAUAAUGCCAUAGAUGAGGUGCAGUAGGUUGUUAUAUUUGCUAUAAAUAAAGACCCCUUGAAUAGUCACUGUAUUAAGUUUGAUAAUUAAAAAUAAAUACAUCUUAUUUUAGAUCUAAAAUAAAUAUUUAAUUAUUUUAUA